UUUAAUUCUUCCGUAGGGGGCUGAUUUGCAUUGAAUGACACAAGAUGUUGGGUGUUUGUAGUAUUAACUACUGCAACUUUCAUGUGGAAAGCUAGUCCACUCGUGAGGGAGAGGAAGGUCUCUCGCAGCUUUCAGAAAAUUAUACUGUUUUGUAGCGCAGUUUAGUGUAUUGUGUUAAAAAGUUUGGGGGAAAGUCAAAAGUUUCCUCCAUUUUAUAACUUUGCUUCUAUUGUAUAUUGGGAAAGGGGCAUUGUAGCACUGCCUAAAUGUAAGGGAGUGGAACAUGAAAUUCAACGCAAUCAUUUUUAUUCUUGUUUCCUAUUUUAAUUUUAAAAGUAAGGGAGCAUUAAGGGUAUCUCACUUUAAAAAUUUCACGUUUAUUUCGGAACAGAGGGGUAUCACGUUUAUUGAAGACCGAAAAGAACUUAGUAGCUCCGGCCCAAUUUGAAACCACCCUGAGAGAGGAUGGAGGAAGAGGAAGGCGGAGGGCCGAGGCUGAGCAAGAGACUCGCCGAUAAGGGUGGAGAAGUGGAUUACAAGACCAAGGCGGGAACUGCCUGGUCUCACAACUUCCUUAACCAGAAGCCUUGGCACCCACUCUCUUACCCUAACCAACGUCGGAAGUGGAUCGCCGAGCAGACUCAUGCCCAGAAGGAACGCCGCUCGGAAGAAAUUGCCCGAGAGUAUGCUCAAGAACAAGAGUUUUUUCGUCAGACUGCUUUGGCUUCCAAGAAGGAAAAAGAAAAGUUGGAGAUGAUGAAAGCGGUUAGCUUUAUGUAUGUGAGACCUCCUGGUUACAACCCGGAAAGUGCUAAGGCUGCAGAGGUGGGAGAUGAGAAGAAAAAGCAAGAGAACAAUGGAACUUCUCAGGCUCCAAUAGCUGCUGAGGAUGUUUCUGAGUCAAAGUUACCUGAAUCUGUUGAAGAGAAAAAGAGACCAAGGCCAAAGGAUGUGUUUGGCCGGCUCUUACCCACAGAAGAUCAAUUUGAAGUCCUCAAAAAUGCUCCAAGGCUGGACACAGGUGCCCCUGGAAGGGCAAAACCUUUUGCUGUUGAGAUACGGAAUGUCAAAUGCGUAAGGUGUGGAACCUUUGGCCAUCAAAGUGGUGAUCGUGAAUGCCCAUUGAAAGAUGCUAUCAUGCCAAACGAGGAGAGUCGGUUAAGAAGAGAUGACCCUUUGACUGCUAUCAUAGCUCAGACAGACCCAAUCGAGCCGUUAAAGUGGGAACUGAAACAUAAACCUGGAUUGAGCCCUCCACGAGGUGGGUUUAGACCUGAUGAUCCCAAUCAGCAGAUAGUUGCAGAGGAUAUAUUUGACGAGUACGGAGGGUUCCUAGCUGGCGGUGACACUAUUCCUGACAUUUUGCUAUCCAACUUUUCAAGAAGUAAGCGAAACAAAAAUAAAAAAUCAAGUAAGAGAAGCCACCGGAGGAGGGGGGCAUCAUCAGAUUCAACUCAUCGUGAUUCAACUCAUCAUGAAGAAACCUGUUCUUACUCUUCUGAUGAUGGUGAUGAUGAUGAUAGGAGAGGAAGAAGGAAAUUAAAGAAGAGGAAACACAAAACGAAGAAGCAUCUUAAGUCAGAAGAGGAGGAAUCAUCAUGUGGCCAUGCUGACAACCAUCAUCAGAAGGGAAGAACUAUCAUCAAAUUGAGGCACAACUCUGAUUCAGCCACCAGAAAGGAUAAGAAGGGGGGAGGAGUCCACCACCACCGCCAUCACAAUCAUAGGCGUCACCAUUUUCAUUCUGUAUCAAAAGAAUGACAUAAUUACACUUUCUUGUGCAACAUAUAUUUUAUCUGUAAUUACACGAAAGAGUGUAUGGAAUAUACGGAGUAUAUUUUAUCAGUUUUGGAUGUAAAUCAUUCAUUUUUUAUUAUAAGACUUAUUAAAAUAUUGAAAAGAUGUGAGUAUUUAUCUAGAAGCUACCUGAAUCAAAUUUCAA
Messenger RNA from Cuscuta epithymum, 1942 nucleotides. The record is from the annotation of a GenBank genome assembly. Lineage: Eukaryota; Viridiplantae; Streptophyta; Magnoliopsida; Solanales; Convolvulaceae.